Messenger RNA from Suncus etruscus (white-toothed pygmy shrew), 1770 nucleotides. It is a transcript of the gene RAB40C, whose product is annotated as RAB40C, member RAS oncogene family. Gene Ontology annotation, cellular component: synaptic vesicle; endosome; plasma membrane. The coding region runs from base 24 to 869 and encodes 281 amino acids. The transcript is spliced from 6 exons. Gene Ontology annotation, biological process: protein localization to plasma membrane; intracellular signal transduction. The record is from RefSeq and is a predicted model, not a curated record. NCBI's taxonomy places the organism in Eukaryota, Metazoa, Chordata, Mammalia, Eulipotyphla, Soricidae. Gene Ontology annotation, molecular function: GTPase activity; GTP binding.
UUGGCGGGCGGGCGGGCCCGACCAUGGGGACGCAGGGCAGCCCGGUGAAGAGCUACGACUACCUGCUCAAGUUCCUGCUGGUGGGCGACAGCGACGUGGGCAAGGGCGAGAUCCUCGAGAGCCUGCAGGACGGCGCGGCCGAGUCGCCCUACGCCUACAGCAACGGAAUUGACUACAAGACCACCACCAUCUUGCUGGAUGGCCGGCGGGUCAAGCUGGAGCUCUGGGACACAUCAGGCCAGGGCCGGUUCUGCACCAUUUUCAGAUCCUACUCCAGGGGUGCACAGGGGAUCCUGCUGGUUUAUGACAUCACCAACCGCUGGUCCUUUGAUGGCAUCGACCGCUGGAUCAAAGAGAUUGAUGAGCAUGCGCCUGGGGUCCCCCGGAUUCUGGUCGGGAACCGGCUUCACUUGGCCUUCAAACGGCAAGUUCCGACGGAGCAGGCACGCGCCUAUGCGGAGAAGAACUGCAUGACUUUCUUCGAGGUCAGCCCUCUCUGUAACUUCAAUGUGGUGGAGUCCUUCACCGAGCUCUCACGUAUCGUGCUUAUGCGCCAUGGCAUGGAGAAGAUCUGGAGGCCCAAUCGAGUGUUCAGCCUGCAGGACCUGUGCUGCCGUGCCAUUGUUUCCUGCACACCUGUGCACCUCAUCGACAAGCUGCCACUUCCCGUCACCAUCAAAAGCCACCUCAAGUCCUUCUCCAUGGCCAAUGGCAUGAAUGCCGUCAUGAUGCACGGCCGCUCCUACUCGCUGGCCAGUGGCGCUGGGGGCGGCGGCAGCAAAGGCAACAGCCUCAAGAGGUCCAAGUCCAUCCGCCCCCCACAGAGCCCACCGCAGAACUGCUCACGGAGCAACUGCAAGAUAUCCUAGCAGGCGGGUGCUCCUCUAGGACGCGUGAGGACGCUCCUCUGGGCCGCUGGGCUCUGCUGUGUGGCCAUUAGCACCAAGUGCCAGGAGGCACCUGUGCCCGCGCUACCCUGAUGCCCUGCAUCUGAUUGCUGUGUACUACGCCGGUCUCUCCCGCCAGCCCAACCAGAGGGCGUCAGGGAGCAGAGAUGCAGCCAUCGGGGCAUGUUGGGACAUUUGAGAGGGAGGGAGGGCUCUGGGCUGCCACUGGGACCGUGUCCAUGUGCUCUCCAUACUGCGUCCAUGGUCUCAGCUCAGACAGGGCAGCUCGCCGGCCCUGAGGUAGUGGUGUCAAUGUCUGCAGCUCGCCUGGCUGUGCUACUUGGAGGCUGCAGAAUGGACGUGUGAGUGCCCAUUGGGCAAGGCCUGUUGUGGACAGCUGCUCCCCUGGACCUGGGGAGUGAGUGACCCUGAGCUGCUUCCUCACAUUUCUGAGUAACUGCCAAGUCGGCCGUGGCGGUGGACAUGGAGCCACUUGAGAACCCAGAGGCCAGCCUUAAGGGAGGCCUGGCCAGGGAAGUGGCCUCUGGCCACACUGGUGCUGAACUCUACCUCCUGCCCGUGGCCCAUUUUGGGCCAGGUUCCCCUGGCCUCGGGACCCCUGGCAAUGCGCUCCCUUCUUGGCACCCACCCCCACAUCGACUGUGCUGUGAACAUGGUGGGGUGGGGCCAAGCCCAUGUGAGCAGGAGUGGCGGCACCUGGUGCUGCCCGCCCAGUCGCCUGCCUACCACACUUCUUUUCUUUGGACUGUGAACGGACCUUCUCGAACUCUUGGGCAGCCCGGGGGGUCCCGCGUGCACACCCCACACUACCUUUGCUGCCUGAGCUCCAAUGGUUUCCUCUGUACAGUAAAUGUCACUCCAU